GGGAAACCCUUUUAUCUGUGUUCCGCGCCACUUCUUCUUCUUCUUCACGACGUCUCCUACUCUGUUUCGCCGCCGCCUCUCUCCCGUUCACUGCUGGCGCUGCCGCUGCCGUCGUCGUCUUUCUUGCAUUCGUGACCUGUAGUCUCCUGCCUCUUAGCGGUUUUGCUCUGAUUUUCUACUUCCUUGUUGUUGCCGAAUAUGCCUCGCACGACAAAGGUUGAUUGCCCUGGCUGUCCUCCGCUUCGUGCCCUAACGUUCGAUGUGCUUGGUCUCGUCAAAGUCAUCCAAGCUCAGGGGAAGGAAGGUGAGAUUCCAAAGGUGGUUGAGAGGUGGGGCGAACCUGAUUACUCCAAAUCAGUGCUUGCAGCUUCUCUUGUUGAUCGUAAAUUUGACCCUUUACUAGCUGUUGCUCGAAAAAAUGGACUGAUUGAAGUUCUUAAUCCAUUGAAUGGCAAUCUUCAUGUUGCAAUUUCGGACAAUACUGAUACUUCUCCACCAAAAGAUGAUGCUAUUAUUGGAAUGCAUUUAUUUUCAAAAGAUGAAUCGGCGUUGGCGUCUAGUUUGAUCAUUCAUUUUUAGGCGUUGCACCUUGCUUUCGUGUACAAAAAAAGGAAAUGCGAGCAUGAGGGCAAUUGAUUUUUCUAGCUCAUC
Cucurbita pepo subsp. pepo (vegetable marrow) is the source of this 651-nucleotide messenger RNA. Lineage: Eukaryota; Viridiplantae; Streptophyta; Magnoliopsida; Cucurbitales; Cucurbitaceae. The record is from RefSeq and is a predicted model, not a curated record.